Folsomia candida is the source of this 4454-nucleotide messenger RNA. RefSeq names its product helicostatins. Bases 2463 to 3068 code for a protein of 201 amino acids. The transcript has 7 exons. Lineage: Eukaryota; Metazoa; Arthropoda; Collembola; Entomobryomorpha; Isotomidae. The record is from RefSeq and is a predicted model, not a curated record.
CAUAAAUCACAUAGUGGCGAAACUGACGAACUCGGUGGGGUAUAAAGUUCACAAGUUUCGGUGGGAAUUUUGAAUUUUUUUGCAAAAAACUGCAAAUAUCAUCUGGCAUUGUUUAUGUUUUUAGUGGUUUCCAGUGGGAAGAGUAUGUGUGGUGGUGGCUUCCCACCACGCAUACUCAAAUUACGCAUAUGACAAAUUGAGACGAAUCAGGAAAAAAUGCAAUUUUUUGAGCUUCUCAAUCUUAUACCGAGAUUAAAUAUCAAAAACCUGUGCAAAAAAUAAUGCAUGGGGUAACAUACGGGAGAAAUAUUGAGCGAGAGACUGUAUUGGCUGAUAGAGCGGCCAGAGCAAACUAUUACGCCCCGUUAACACCCCGAUGCACACUCGCACCUUCGUCAUCGUCGAAGGUAAUGGAUUUCAUUAAAUACAAGUAUUAAUUCGCCACGAGGGAAAUUCUGUUGGUUCCGCGAGCAACCAAGAGGCAAACUUCCAAAAGUUGUAGAUUUGAAUUUGGAUUCCACAUGUAUUUGUAUCUCUUUUCGACAACUGUCUUAUUCGGAACGACGAGGUGUUUUAGAACAAGAAGAAGAAACCAUCGUUGCUAAAAAGAUCCCGUGGGUGUUCGUGUCAAUUGUUAAAUUUGGAAAGAUACAGAACGCCCGAAAUAAAAUAUAUCCCUCAAAACAAGUCUCACCGGAGGAGGACAAGUGACAAGUGAAAAUCUUUGAAUUUCAGAAUAUUUUAUUUUUUCUUUAUGCAAUGACGGCAACGAGAAGACGUCUGCAUAUUUUAUGGCUGAACUUAUUUAUGUAUGUAUGUGCGAAUUUGAUGAUGGGGUAAUCAGCAGACGAAGUAGACUUAAUUCUUGUGGGCGAGGAUGAUGGUGAGGAAAUGCGACACACACAUGCAAUGCCAACAUAUGAUGAUAUUUUGUAGAUCAGACAAAUCUAUGAAGACAUAUUUAGUUCCGUCGUCGUGAGAAGCAAUUUUCUAGAGUUUCAACCUUGGAAUGAGAAAUUUAUUGAAUCGAGGAGAAAGUAGUCAACACUUUCUCGCAUGACAGCCAGUUUCAGUAGGGAUGAGAAACCCACCUCUUGAGAAAUAAGAAUUAUGAUUACGAAUCCGAGUUGUUCGAAUGCGAAACUUGUCAACCCAGAAUUUUCUCAGCUUUGUUAAUGCUCGCCUGCUUUCACCGGAUGCCCCACCUUCUCACCAUCUCCGUAGGUGAAAAUAAUAAAUGGGAAAACAAAAAAACUAUCAAGUCAGCCGACAGUAUGUCGGAUGAUACUACUUGGAAAUUUAAAAUUCAAAUGGUUCCCAUUCGUCAUCAUCAGAAUGGAUGUGCCGGUGUCUUGGAGGAAUAAUUUGUGUGCGAGUUUACAAGGCUUCCCCAGAGGUUCCGUUUGACGCAUCUUUUGGAAAUUUCUCUGCUUUGAAGGUCACCAAUGUUCAUAUUCGUAUGUACGUACGUAAGUAAAUGCAAUAUAUCCAUCUGCAUAUGUAUGUAUGUCUCAAUAUACAACAUAAUCUAAUUUUAGACGCUUCUUAAUUGCUCUUUUCUCAAGAGCGCAUAGAUAAUUUAACACUACGCAAACAGUAAAUAUGUAAUGACUUGAAAUCAAUCCUACCCUUACAUCACCGCAAAUUUAAAUUGCCCGAACGGAGAACCAGACAGAUUGCAUUGCUCGUACAUACACAUUAUUAUUGGCACCAUGUAUGUAUUAAGUAGUCACCGUCGUCGAUAUCGAAUGAACAUGUCGCCUGACGUCAAGCCAACUUAACUCUGCUUCCUCACCCCUCCCACCUUAAGCCUCCUGCAACAUGGUUGAUACACUUGCAACUAGUCAUCGAGAGCAGAUCACGACCGUUCUUCUCGCUUGAUUUGAUAUUCCAUCCGUGUUUGGUCAUACGACUGACUACGUGUUUGUAUGUAUGUAGGUUAUCCCACAAAGUAACUGCCAUUGGCCAACAUCAUCAUUCUUCUUCAUCAUCAAACAGUUGGUUGGUUGGUUGGUUGGGGUGCAAAUAUAUAAAGCAAUGUGGGGUACGUUUGAGGCGCACAGUGCUCAAAAGCGACGCUCUCUCAACCACCACUGACUCAGGCGAUCGAGGUACAAAAAUUGGGAUAGCUUUCUCUCUCAGAGUUACUUAAACUUGGAGACUGACGGGGAUCGGACGGAGCUUUCUCUUUCACUCUCGAACCCGCUUUCACUCCACCACCACCACCACCACCACCACCACCGACCACCACAGCCAAACAUCAACGACCCACCGACCACCACCCAGAGACAGCAAAGCCAGACAACCCUAGCUAAUAUCACAAAUCACAGGUCGCCCCAAACCCUCAAUCAUCUCAUCUCAUCUUGUCUCAAUUUGCCUCAUUUCAUCCCCAUCUUGAUCCUCUCUUCUUCACUUUCUCUACUCUUGUUCAUCUUGUAAACGACAAAUUCAGACUUUAAACGAUGAAGAUGAAACGCUCAGGCAAUAUGACGACGGCUGCCCCCCAAGUAAUCCUCCUCGUCUUGGCCUCUUGUGCCUGUGUGUGGGCUGCCCAAAUGUCAGACAACUAUGAAAAGAUGAGGUUGCUCUACAACUACCCCUCUGGCUUCAAACGACUCCCUUCUUACGACUUUGGGUUGGGGAAACGGUCCUUCGGUGAGUCGGACUUGGCAUCAGCCUCGUCGUCAUCAUACGAGGAGCAGCUGUCCCCACUGGACGCUCUGCUAGAACAGCAGCAGCAACAACAGCAAGGGGGUGGUCAACAGCUCGCUUACGUGUACCCCAACGCCUUCGGGAAAAGGACCCGAGCUUACGGAUUCGGACUUGGCAAAAGGUUAACCCAGAAUGAGAAUUGGAAAUUGGGUGGCUCUUCUUUCGCUGCGCCCACAUAUCGGCAAGAAAGGCGUUCAAAGAUUUAUUCCUUUGGGCUGGGGAAAAGACAAAGUCAUGACGGGAUGGAGGAUUACGAUGGAAAUGCGAGUCCACCGACGGCAGAAAGGAGAGCAAGUUCUCAACGACAAUUUGCCUUUGGACUCGGGAAACGGGAUCUCAAUGCUGCAAAGGAAUGAGGAAAAAUUGUAGGAAGUUGGCAAUUUGAGUCCAAAACUUUCACCAUCACCAAACCACAAGAAAUAUCUUCAAUCCCACCAAUACCAUUACUACUACCAUUACCAUCACCAACUACUACCAACAACAUCGCCACUACAGUACCAUCGCCAACGCCAGUCCGUACUGGUAUCAUGCACAUCAAAAAUAUCAGCCAUGACAAAGAAUGACGACGGUCGACAACGACGACGACGACAACAACGAUGAUAUUUGGCUACAAAACAGCAACACCACACUUUCUCCAGUAUAAAUUUAAAUAUGUACCUAUUUAUAAUUCUUUAGUCGACUAACAAUUAUGUAGAUUUGUACAAUCCUCAUCCUUUUAUCUCGAUAAUCUCAAGUUGAGAUUCUCAACCACUAUUUUCCCCAUCCGUUCGUUCCUUCCUACGGCUUCUGCAACAUCUAAUUAUUGGAUCCCGAAUAAAAGCUUGUUCCUUUGCUCUGUAAGUAAGUGUCGAGUAAUCAUCAAAUGUUACCAAAUAUUGUUGCACUUCCGGUUCCAUGCACCUUCUAAACAUGUAAUUCUUUAUCUGUAUCGUCAGAAUCGUGUACUUUAAAACUACUAGUUUAGCAACGUUUCCACCAAAAUUGUCCAUCCUGUAAGAUAUCCACUUGUAAUAAAGGAAAAUGAAAAUGUAGAAAUUUAAAUCCUAAAAAAAUGUCAAUCAAAUCUAUGUACUCAUUCGCCUGCUACCUUAAUUUGCAUAAUUAUCAUGACUUGUUGUUAUUCCCAUUGUUGUAAUCUUUCUAAAUAGCUGGCUUGGUGGCUUAUUCUUACGCAGUAUUUGCAGCAGAAGUAUUUCAUGUUCUAUGUCCUCCGGUAGUGUAUAAGUUUUGUGAUUUCAGCAUGUAAUUGUUAUGUAUAAUAUUGUAUAUGGAAAUAUGUUAGUUGUAUAUGUAGGCUGUAGUUUUAGACUGGUUAUCAUAUUCCCUUAUUUUUGUCGUCCUAUCGCUACUAUGCUGUAAAUAGUUUUAGUACAACAAUUAGCAGAAAAUUGUAUAAAAUAUCAAAUGAAAGUAGAUAUUCGGAGUAUAUUAGUUGUUGUUGUUUGCACCUGUAAUUCACGAAAUUCAGUUUGUAUUAUUAAUUCAUAACAUUUACAUGAGCAGUGUAAAGUGCACAUUAUUCUCAUGAAAUCCAUAUUAUUAAUCAAUCAAUCGAUCGAUUAAAGAAAUCGGAAUGCAGCAGAAGCAGAAGCAGCAGCAGCUACAUUAGACUAAACUGCAACUAUAAAAUUUAAUUGUGCAACCUUAUCCAAUAUGAGUCAUAAAAAGAUUUAAUUAAUGUAUGAAAUUUUUGCUUGGGUCUAAAUAAAAAUGACCGAAUGGUUACCUUGUUAAGAUGUCUA